CUCCUCCACCAAAUCCUGACUCUGAGCAGCGCAUCCUUCCCCGAUAGAAACAAUGCAGCCCCUUUGCAAGGUUAAAGCAGAAUGUUUUGGCUGGCCAAGAUGAUGCGAGGCAGUUGCUGGACCGGGAUGGAGGAGCUGUGCCCUUUAACCACUGCAUCUCCGGCUGUGACUGGGAGUCUGCUCUCAAAGAGGAAAUAAGCCCUGGAAAUGGCAUCUACCUGGCAGUGCUGAAGCUCGCCUAGAGAAGGAAAGGAGCAAACGUUUGCUGUGGGGUUUCAAUUGAGGUGUAUGCGAAAAGAGAGAGAAGGAAAUAACUGGCUGGGAUGAAGGAUCUCGCCCAUAGAGGAGUGUCUGAAUCCAGGCAUUUUUCACCCGAAUGAAGGAUUUAAUAUUUGGAGAAAAGGGGUGCUGUGUUUGCUUCAAUUUGCUUCCAAAAUGUGACUAAAGCCAAUACUACACCAUUCAGUCAUCUUCUGUCUUUGCUCAUACCUGUUUCUUCUACAGCUGAAACCUAUUAAGAGAAAAACCACACAAACAGAGUAUCCAGGAGGGAAACGAAGAUCUCAUUUGCUUUAUUUAUGUGGAUUUAUUGCGCUAAUUUGAUAUUCCUUUUCUUCACGUGUUGUUGAGAGCCUCCAGCUAUGUACUCUUUGCAAUAACCGUGGUCAGACUCAUGAAAUACUGGCUGUGUUUUUAAUUUUUUUCUGAAACAAAGUUUGAACAAUGAUUACAGUGAAUUCAGAUGGGAAAAUAAUGGUCAGAAGAUGUCUUGUCACCCUAAAGCCUUUUAGGAUAUUUGUGGUGGGGAUUGGAUUUUUCACACUCUGCUUCUUAAUGACAUCUCUGGGAGGGCAGUUUUCAGCCAAAAGACUGGGAGAUUCUCCAUUCACCAUCAGGACUGAAGUGAUGGGAGCUCUGGAGUCCAGAGGGGUGCUGAGGAAAAUGAGUGAUAUCCUGGAGAUGAUGGUGAAGAGGAUGGAUGUACUAGCCAGGCUGGAAAAUAGCACAGACUUCCGGAAAGGGGAAGAGAUGCAUUUCCCGAUGGACAGGUUCCAUCCAGCGGUUGGCUUGAUGGAGAGGAUCCAAGCAAUUGCUCAGAAUGUCUCCGACAUUGCAAUGAAAGUGGACCAGAUUCUUCGCAACAGUCUCCUAAAUGGAAAAUCAAUAGAAGGCAGACGAGACCAGUGUGAGGUGCCAAGAGACCCCAAGUACCCGGACUGCUCUGGAAAAGUGGAGUGGAUGAGGGCCAGGUGGACAUCAGACCCCUGCUAUGCAUUUUUUGGUGUGGAUGGCACAGAAUGCUCAUUCCUCAUCUACCUCAGCGAAGUUGAGUGGUUCUGCCCAGUGUUGCCUUGGCGGAACCAGACAGCAGCUUUACCUUCCACAAAGCCACUGCCCCGGGUGCAGGCAGCUUUUCAGAGAGACUUAUCCUACCUCCUGGAACUGAUUGGCAGCGGCAAGGAGUCUUUGAUCUUCAUGAAGAAAAGGAUCCGGCAUUUGACUGCACAGUGGCUGAAGGCUUCCCAUAAACUGGAAGAGAAAUUACAGGGCAAACAGAGAGAUCAAAAACAGAUUUUGAUCCACAUUGGCUUCUUGACAGAAGAAUCGGGAGAUGUUUUCAGCCCUCGUGUGUUAAAAGGGGGUCCACUGGGAGAGAUGGUCCAAUGGGCAGAUAUCCUUGCUGUCCUUUUCAUCCUUGGCCAUAGCCUGAAAAUCACAGUCUCUUUGAAAGAACUCCAGAGCAACUUAGGAGUGCCUCCAGGACGGGGCAAUUGCCCUCUCACAGUUCCUUUGCCCUUCGACCUCAUUUACACAGACUACCACGGAUUACAACAGAUGAAGCAGCACAUGGGCCUCUCCUUUAAAAAAUACAGGUGCCGUGUUCGAGUAAUUGAUACCUUUGGGACUGAGCCUGCAUACAAUCAUGAAGAAUAUGCUACGUUGCAUGGUUACCGAACAAACUGGGGCUACUGGAAUCUGAACCCUAAGCAGUUCAUGACCAUGUUUCCUCAUACACCUGAUAAUUCCUUCAUGGGAUUUGUGUCUGAGGAGCUGAAUCAGACGGAGAAGCAAUUGAUUAAAUCCAAUAAAGCCAACAACAUGGCAGUGGUAUAUGGGAAAGAGGCCAGCAUUUGGAAGGGCAAAGAGACGUUUCUAGCCAUCCUUAACAAGUACAUGGAGAUCCAUGGCACUGUUUAUUAUGAAACGCAACGGCCCCCUGAGGUUCCAGCUUUUGUCAAGAAUCAUGGCCUUCUGCCACAGCAUGAAUUCCAGCAGCUGCUAAGGAAGGCCAAGCUCUUCAUUGGGUUUGGUUUCCCCUACGAAGGCCCUGCCCCUUUGGAAGCAAUUGCCAACGGCUGUGUUUUCCUUCAGGCUCGUUUCAAUCCACCCCACAGUUCACUCAACCAUGAAUUCUUCAGAGGAAAGCCUACAUCUAGAGAGGUAUCGUCCCAGCACCCCUAUGCAGAGGAUUUCAUAGGGAGACCGCAUGUGUGGACUGUGGACUACAAUAAUUCAGAAGAGUUUGAAGCUGCUAUCAAAGCCAUUAUGAGGACCAAGGUUGAUCCCUAUCUGCCCUAUGAAUACACGUCUGAAGGGAUGCUGGAGCGAAUCCAUGCCUAUAUUCAAUACCAGGAUUUCUGUACCACUGCUGCCCUGCCAGACAAGUCCAGUGGCAACACUAUGCAAAGCUCUGCAAGCCCGUUCAGCCCACAGCCCAAUUCCACCAACCUGGCCUGGCCACACAGUUCCAGCAGCAGCCCUGCCUUCUGGCCCCCGGUCAACUCAAUGCAGGUGUGGGUAUCCAUCCCGGGCCAGGCAUGCACCAGAACUUGUCAGCAGCAUGGUUUGGUCUGCGAACCGGAGUUCUUCAAAUUCAUCAACAAAAAAGAGGUGUUUCAACAAAUCAACAUUGUCUGUGACAGUACAGAAUCGGAGAUGAAUCACCUUUACCCAGCCGUGGCGGAAAAUGUUCAUGAGUGUUACCUUCAGAAGGACCCUCUGUUAUUCAGCUGCGCAGGAUACAAUACCAAGUACCAGCGCCUCUGCCCAUGCCGUGAUUACCGAAGAGGACAAGUGGCCCUGUGCAGGGACUGUUUGUGAUUCAAACAGGGGGUGUAAGCGCUCUAACGCACCCAUACACACAAGGAGUAACUCUCUUUCUUUCCCCCGUAAAAUCUUCUGCAAUACUCAAGAAGGUUCCAGACAGGACUAUCUUCUUGGAGACUUGUGAAAAUACUUGGAUGUCAAUGAGACUUCAUUGGUUGUUUUGUCUACCAGUUAAAGACGAACAACUCUUUUCCAACAUUAAUUUUAAGGCAUAUCUCCUCUGCAUCCAAGCCCACUGGAGACCUCAAAAAGGCUUAGAAAGACCAUGCCAAAAAUCCUUCUGAAAGACAAAAAGGCCCCACUUUAAGAGUUCAUCUUCCUUAAACAUCUGUAUUUAUUUUUUAUUGGGGAUGGGAUUGAAAUUAAAGUGGGAAAAAUCAAGAAA
Messenger RNA from Anolis carolinensis (green anole), 3493 nucleotides. RefSeq names its product alpha-1,6-mannosylglycoprotein 6-beta-N-acetylglucosaminyltransferase B (gene mgat5b). The record is from RefSeq and is a predicted model, not a curated record. Gene Ontology annotation, biological process: protein N-linked glycosylation. Gene Ontology annotation, molecular function: alpha-1,6-mannosylglycoprotein 6-beta-N-acetylglucosaminyltransferase activity. Gene Ontology annotation, cellular component: Golgi apparatus. The transcript is spliced from 17 exons. Bases 724 to 3102 code for a protein of 792 amino acids. NCBI's taxonomy places the organism in Eukaryota, Metazoa, Chordata, Lepidosauria, Squamata, Anolidae.